AUUAGAAAAUUAGACGAAUUCUCGUCGAAACCACAAUUACUUUAUUUCACGACAGAUUCCACACUUCAUUACAGAUUCGUUGAAGCUCCUGGUAAACGAAACGUGGUGUACAAGUGCUCAAUAACGAGAGAUAAACGAGGAGUAGAUAAAGGCAUGUAUCCCACAUACUAUCUACACCUUGAGCGCGAGGAUAAGAAAAAGAUUUUCCUUUUGGCUGCACGUCGACGGAAAAAAAGCACUACUGCAAACUACUUGAUCUCAACUGAUGCUACCGAUCUGAAACGGGAAGGAACGGCAUUUGUGGGCAAAGUAAGGUCGAACGCGAUUGGGACAAUGUUCACACUAUAUGACGGUGGCUUGAAUCCAAAAAAGUCAACGAUUGCUUCGAACAUUCGACAGGAAUUAGCUGCUGUCAUUUACGAAACAAAUGUGCUCGGAUUCAAAGGACCGCGUAAGAUGCACGUUCUGAUACCGGGCAUCUACGACAUGAGCACCUAUGAACGAAAGUCGAUUCGUCCAGUUGCUGUAAGUCAGAAGGACACUCUACUCGAAAGGUAUCGUCAACGACGAACUGAAGACAUCAUUGUGAUGCAAAACAAAAGUCCUGUCUGGAACGAAGAUUCACAAUCGUAUGUUCUCAACUUCCAUGGACGAGUAACACAAGCCUCGGUAAAGAACUUUCAGAUCAUCCACGGCCGUGACCCCGACUACAUCGUUAUGCAAUUCGGUCGCAUCUCAAACGAAUGCUUUUCGAUGGAUUUUCGUUAUCCACUUAGUGCACUUCAAGCGUUCGGCAUCGCCAUGACGAGUUUCCAUGGAAAACUUGCCUGCGAAUAA
Angiostrongylus costaricensis is the source of this 837-nucleotide messenger RNA. The record is from the annotation of a GenBank genome assembly. Lineage: Eukaryota; Metazoa; Nematoda; Chromadorea; Rhabditida; Metastrongylidae.